Molecule: messenger RNA, 1056 nt
Organism: Eubalaena glacialis (North Atlantic right whale)
Lineage: Eukaryota; Metazoa; Chordata; Mammalia; Artiodactyla; Balaenidae
Gene: IL1RN
Product: interleukin 1 receptor antagonist
Exons: 4
Coding region: 1-534 (177 amino acids)
Biological process (GO): negative regulation of interleukin-1-mediated signaling pathway; inflammatory response to antigenic stimulus
Molecular function (GO): cytokine activity; interleukin-1 receptor antagonist activity; interleukin-1 receptor binding
Source: RefSeq, a predicted model, not a curated record
AUGGAAGUCUGCAGGUGUCACCACGGUUACCUAAUCUCUCUCCUCCUUUUCCUGUUCCAUUCAGAGACAGCCUGCUACCCCUUGGGAAAGAGACCCUGCGAGAUGCAAGCCUUCAGAAUCUGGGAUGUCAACCAGAAGACCUUCUACCUGAGAAAUAACCAGCUAGUUGCUGGACACUUGCAAGGACCAAAUACUAAAUUGGAAGAAAAGAUAGAUGUGGUGCCCGUUGAGCCCCGUGCUAUGUUCCUGGGGAUCCAUGGGGGGAAGCUGUGCCUGGCCUGUGUCAAGUCUGGUAAUGAGAUCAAGCUCGGGUUGGAGCCGGUGAACAUCACUGACCUGAGCAGGAACAAGGAGGAGAACAAGCGCUUCGCCUUCAUCCGCUCCGACAGCGGGCCCACCACCAGCUUCGAGUCGGCCGCCUGCCCCGGCUGGUUCCUCUGUACAGCGCUGGAGACCGACCAGCCCGUGGGCCUCACCAAUACGCCUCAGGAUGCUGUCCAGGUCACCAAGUUCUACUUCCAGCAGGACCAGUAGUGGUGGCGUUUAGCCUCCCUGACCCCGCUCCCAGCACAUCCAUGACUCCAGAGAUGCCUCUCCCUCCCACGCGGGGGGGCUCCCGGUGGUGGCAGCGCUCAGCGGGGCGUCCUUGGCCGGGGCGGGGGGGCCCUCGGAAGGAGGUCCAGGAGCCCUGGGAACAGCUUCCUCUACUCACCCAGCCUCCACGAGGCCUCUGCCAGGUCUUUCUAAAGUGCAGAUGGAAUCACAGCCCUGCUCGAAGCCCUCAGGGUCAAGUCCAGGCCCCCAGGCCAGCCCUGGCUCCUCCUCCCCCCUCACCUCACUUCCUGGCCCCAGACCCCGCAGGCCGCUCGCUGACCUCCCCCCAGGGGGCUCCCAUUCCUCUUUUUGCAAACUGGUGCUGCUCCAGGGGCAAGAUUUUCAGGCUCUGUGGCAAAAUGGAAAAUAAGGGUUUCCUGGUAUUUUUUUUUUUUUAAUUAAGCCAGCUUUGAGAGAGAGUCCUUUAUUUGGAGAUGAUGUCCUUUCUGGAAGCGGGUAGAA